AUGGGGAUGAUGAUGAUGAUGAUGAAGCCUGUGCUUGUUCCAGAUUUAGAUUAUAAAUAGUUUAGGUAAGAAAGUUGGUCAAAUUAGACAUUGGGGGUAGGCUUGGGUGGUAUACCGUAUAUAACAAAUACCGGGGUAUUUGGAAAUAGCCACAGAUGUUUUUUUCAAUACUGUCAAUACCGUUGAAACUAUUUCUUUGAAGUUUUUUUUAAAUACAUUUGAAUAUUUGUAGCUACUUUUUAAGUAAAUGCCUGCGGUCAACAUGUGCAAUACGUUAGGAGAUAAAGCACAUUGCGUUCUUCAUUUCACCUGUCACAUUAUUUUCCAUUAUGAAGCUUACCGGUAGUCCCCAGUCACAUGGUGUUGUUUACAAGCACACAACAACGAGAGACCGGAGCCUUGUGAGUCAAUCACUGUUGUGCAGUAAACGCCAGGUGAUCUAGUUACAGUAUGGAAUUCACAACUAAAUGUUUGGCAGCUAGAUACAGUAUCGUAUAACUAUUAAGUUAAUUGUCUAAAAUGUGCUAAAUGCUCUGCAGUUGUGCAUUUGGUUUGCUAAUUUAGUAGCCAGUUAUCUAGAUAAGUGGUGAGCUCCUUGCAAAAUCAAGCUUCUCUUGAUAACAGCAGAGAAUCCCCUCCUGAAACAAGAGCCUUGCUGUCUAAUAUUUGUUUUGUGUGUGCAGCAAACUGUGAGUAGCAUUUUUGAGUUAAUUUUAUAAAUUUAUGGGCUGGGAUGUCUGUCCUGCAAAUAGUUUUGUCAGAGACUGUAUAAAAUGUUUGCAAUGCGAUGGUGCAAGGUUGGUGUGAAGCACAGGAGGUUGGUGGCACCUUAAUUGGGAAGAAUGGUGGAAUGGUAUCAAAGACAUCAAACACAUGGUCUCCAGGUGCUUGAUGCCAUUCCAUUUGCUCCGUUCCGGCCAUUAUUAUGAGCCAUUCUCCCCUCAGCAGCCUCAUGUGGUAUGAGGGUAUGACAAUCUGGAUACCGCCCAAACCUGAUAAGGGGUCUUAGAAAGGAUCACAUUGUCUUUCCAAAUACUCCUAGCUGUCUCACCUCUCCUGCAAUGAUAAUAUAUUUCCGAUAAGGUCUUUCUGAGCAGUUAAUAGUGAUUUUAACAUUAUUAAAAUCAAUAACUGUUUAGAAACCCCCGUGUCCCGGGAGACCCAUGGGGCGGCGCGCAAUUGGCCCAGCGUUGUCCAGGGUAGGGGAGGGAAUGGCCAGCAGGGAUGUAGCUCAGUUGAUAGAGCACGGCGUUUGCAACGCCAGGGUUGUGGGUUCGAUUCCCACAGUGGGUAUGAAUAAUGUAUGCACUAACUGUAAGUCGCUCUGGAUAAGAGCGUCUGCUAAAUGACUAAAAUGUAAAUGUAAUGUCCAUUGACAAACCUAAGACCUUUCAAAUGUAAUUUCUAAUUCUUAAGUAUUCCUGCUGGUCACUUUUCCAGGCAGACAGAUCUACUCAUAUCACACGUUCAUUUAUAAAACUUAAGCACUGUAAAUAAUCACUUAUUUAUGAAAACAAUCAUUUAUUUAUCAGUGCCGCCUUCAUCCUAUGUUUUAAUUUAAUUCCUACUCUCUCUUAGACAUCAGUCCAGUCAUUUCCCUCUACUUCUCUCUUGCUCUAUCUUUUGCUCUCUGUCCCCCUCUCUUUCUUUUUCUCUCUCUCUCUUUCUCUCUCUCACAGUACCCCCCCCCCUCUCUCUCUCUCUCUCUCUCCCCCUCUCGAUCUCUCUCAUAGUCUCUUCCUCCCCCCUUCUUUCCCCUUCUCUCUCUCUAUCCCUCCUCCUCCUCACCCCACCUCUCUUUUUCUCCCCCUCAUCUCUCUCCCUCUACCUCUCUCCUCUCUCUGUUCUCUUCCCCCUCCUCCUCUACUCUGCUGCAAUGUCGAGGGUUUUCAUAUUGGUGCAGUGUUUAAAGAUGUCCUCAGACCAUUGCAGUGUUGAUGCUCAGAUCAUCAUUCAUAAUGCUAUGUGUGUAGUACUAUAGCACUGUUUCGGAAGUCAUAUUAUGAUAUGUCUUUGUGUCAUAGUGGGCUGUUUGUAUGGCGAUGUGCUCUGUAUUCUGAUUUUGAAACAGAAGAGGUCUGUGUGUGUGUCUGGGUCUGUCUGUGUGUAUGUGUAUGUGUGUGUGUGUGUGUGUGUGUGUGUGUCUGGGUCUGUCUGUGUGUGUCUGGGUCUGUCUGUGUGUGUGUGUGUGUGUGUGUGUGUGUGUGUGUUAGAGCUCAGAACAAUAUAGCCUUCAAGACAACCCCAUUGCCUCAGUGUGACUGAAAACCAACUACUAAGUGUUCUCCUCACAGCACUACCCUCGUCACUGUCACUGUCACGUUUACAUCUGGUCAGGUAGACCAGGGCUGUGUCUGAAAUGGAACCCUAUUCUCUAUGUAGUGCACACAUUUUAAGCAGGGCCCAUGCAUCCCCAUUCUCCACCCUUCUCCCUAAGUGUGCACUUGCACACUUCCCUGCAUAAAUUUAAAAGCAUUGGAUUGGUGUAAGCAUUGGCUGGAGGAGAGUUUCCACCAUUGUUAAACACAUACACUUCAGGAGAAGGGUGGAGGUAGAGAUUUGGCCAUCCCUUUGAUUUGACCUCUACCAGAGGGGCUGUCUGCCAGUCCAUCUCCAUCAGUAGGUGUGUUGUUAGUCUGACUGGGUCCCAAAUGGCACCCUAUUCCCUAUAUAGUGCACUACCUUUGACCAGGACCCUGCACCCUAUUCCCCUACAUGGUGCACUACUUUUGACCAGAGCCUUAUGGGUCCUGGUCAACAGUAGUGCACUAUCUAGAGAAUAGAGUGCCAUUUGGGACACAGCCAUACUGUAUCAUCUCAGGAACUCCCUAGGGAGCUUUAAUAUGCGUUAAGACGUGAUGUGAUGAAUUAACCUACAGGGUUCUCUCCUGUGUCCCCAAAAGUGUCCCCAAAAGUGGAGCUUGAGUGCUUCAGGAUGGCGAGGCAGGUGACAUCACAGGCGAUGGGCGGCGGUGUCUCUAGUCGGCACAGAAACGGGUCUCCUCAUCAUCAGCGUUUCCAGGCCACAGUGAGAUGAGAUGAGGCUUGUUAAAUGAGUUCAUGUUAAUAGGCUGGGGGAAUUAAGCAGUUCUCCCAGGAGCAUCCAGACCACUCAUUUGGGCUGUGUUUUUUAAAAUUAAUCUGUCAUGAGAAGAUUGACCCGACUGCUGCUAUUUGAGACGCAUCCUCAAAGACAUCUAUAAUAUAAUGUACUGUAGUAAAGGUAUAUAUACACUGGAGCCAAUGUCGGUUGAGUGUGUGUAGGUUUUUUUAUUUUUGGAAAUUAGAGGGAUGCGUGUGCAUGCGUGCCUGUAUGUUUAAAAUGUGCAUAAUAUGAAAUGCAAGCUCCCUAUCUGGAUAUACAUGUUUCUCUCUAUACUGAGAUCUGAGCAGGCAUUUUGCAAGACGACUGCUACUCUGCAGCCAGGGCUCUGGAAGGACCCCGAUACAUUCAGGCAGCUUACUGCAUAGACCAGAGAGAGAGGGAAAGGGAGAAAGAGAGAGAGAGACGGAGGAGGAGGAGGAGUGUGGAGGUAUGGGAGAGCUAAAGAUCGAGAGAGAGAGAGAGAGAGAGAGAGAGAUUUCUGUGAGAAAGAAAGGGGAGGAGGAAGAGGAUAGCGAGGGAACAGAGAGGAGGGGAGGGGAACGCUGCAGAGGGGGAAACAGCAGCAGCACCACACACACACGUAUAUAAGUGACUGUAAUGACGUGUUACAUAAAGGGAAUUCAUUGGGUGGCAGGGACAGAGAAAGAGAGGCAGAGAGAAAGAGGGGCAGAGACAGAGGGUCAGUGAAAGAGAGGCAGAGAGAGGCAGAAAGAGAGGCAGAGAUGCAGAGAGAGGCAGAGAGGCAGAGGGAGAGGUAGAGAAAGAGAGGCUGGGCGAUAUGGCCUAAAAAUCAUACCUCGAUUUCUUUCAAACUUCACAAUAUGUAUCUUGAUUUUUUAAAAAUGAUUUCUCUAAAUAAGCUUUGUUGUACAAUUAAAGGUAAAAUACACUGCAUUUGGAACAGUCAGCAACAAUUUAAUGAAUUCAGGGGUUGUGAAAUUAUACCUUGGCGACCUAGGCCACAAUAAUAAGACCCACUAAUAAUGUAAUUAUUUUAUCAAAAUAGUUUAACUGUCUAUGAAAAUGCCCUUUUUGUUACACAUUUUACCAGAACCAUUCAUAAUGCACAUUCACUAAUAAUGAUCAACUUCUUGUAGCAGGCAUUAUAGAAAAUUAACACAGGUCUCAUAAACAAUCUCUGAAGUACAAGGCCAUGUGCUAGUGAGUAGCCAGCUAAUCUUUAUAUUUAAAGUCUAGCCAACUUGGAUCUAUUUGCUAACUAACAAGGUAGAACAGUUGAAUUGUUAUGAACACACCCUUCUGUCCAUCUCCUACUGUUUGAACAGCAUGCUAGCCUGUCCACUUUGUUCUUAAGUUUUGGUGUUUGCGUCUUUUACUUUUGGUUUUGUACACCAGCUUCAAACAGCUUAAAAUACCCCAAAAAUUGUUAAUGAUGGUACAAUGAUUCUCUACACUAUACUUGCUUGUUUUGUCACAUAAACUGAAAUUAGGCGAACUAUUAGAGUUUUAGCAACCAGGAAAUGGCGGAGCGAUUUCUGCAUAGUGCAUCUUUUAAGUUUUCCUCUAUUACUUUAAAAUAAUGUCUCAAUGUGUUUCGGUGUCCAUAUGAGCGAUUCUGUUGGACCAAACCACAAAUGCAAAUGGCGAGUUGAAACCGCAUGUUGUCAGAGAGGAAGAAGUGAUUUCCCCUAUUUGUUGUUCUCAGUGGCAGGGGGAGGAGUUUGGUGUUUGUGUGUAAAUUGGAAGGUGCACAGUCACAGCAGAAGGAGCGAGACCAAAAAGAGAACACGGUUAGGUUUGGUUGAGGCUGGCCUGAAGUUGGGUUAUGUUGAGUUGAAGCUGGAUUGAGGUUGGGUUAGGUUGUGUUGAGGUUGGGUUAUGUUGGGUUGGGUUGGGUUGAGUUGAAGCUGGGUUGGGUCGGGUUAGGUUGGGUUUAGGUCGGUUGUGUGAGAGAGAGUGAGGUUUCGUGUGCCUGAGAUGAACAGAUACUAUUGAUCCAGAGGGGCCGAUAGGAGAAAAGGCCUGGUGCUUUAAACAGGCACGCCGGCUCAAUCGAUAGACAUUUAUCUAUGUGAGCGAACAUGACAUCUCUGUUUUCAUAAUGGUGGCCGCGUAUUGCCCACAGCGUCGUAACUCACUAACCCCCAUCUCUCUCUCUCUCUCUCUCCCUCUCUUUCUCUCCCUCGCUCUCUAUUCAUCUCCCUCUUCCUCUUUCCACCUCUCUCUGUCUCUACUGUACAGUCACUCUCCAUCUUGAACCCCCCUCUCUCACCGUUUUCUACCUCCGCCUCUCUUUUCCCCCAGCUCUUUCUCUCUCUCCCUCUCUCUCUCUUUCUGUCUCAGUGCAGUGUCAAUGAGAUUGCAGCAUUCAGUAUGCUCAUACUGUAUUAGCUGCUUCCCUCCCUCCCCCCUCUCUCUCUCUCUCUCUCUGGUGUGUAUUUUUGGUCUGUUGUUCGUGGUCUCUGGCGCCACCUAUCUUCCGUAUAUUAUCAGAAGCACAGGUCUGAAUGCACACUACGGUACCACUGCAAUGACCCAAAACGCAGCACAGCACAGCCACCCUUCACUGUAUAUAGCUACCUAUCAGAGAACAUUAAUUUAGCUUUCAGCAAAUGUUUAUUUACAUUCACUGUCAGCUGAUAGGCCAAAGCUAUGGGUCUAUUCUCAUUGAAGAGAAUUAAGGAGAAUUCAGAGAGAUUCUAGGCUAUCUAUUCUCGAGAGACAUUACUGUAAUGUGAACUUGCGUAUUUCUCACGUCUCGAAUGCUACCUCCGGAGGUCACGCACGACACUCGUCCGACAGUUGCCCCCCUCUAAUCAGGGGAGUGUAAACAGAAUUGACUCCUUGAGCCCAACAUUCAUACAGGAAAAAUACUAAUAGCAGAGCAAUGUUUUUGAAACAGCUGAAAUGUACAGACAUUUUCAUUAUAUUUUAAACUAGUUUUAUGGCGUUUUCACCUGAAAUUGCAUUAACAACCUGUUACAUUCUGAAAUUGUCGCCGUAGCUUUAAAAAAGGGAAGCUCAACUUUGUUGACUUACAUGAUACUAAUAAAAAUGUACUUUUAUAUUCCUAUGAAAGGGGUGAACGUUCAUGUUUGAUAUGCUAACAUUACUAGCUAGCUAGCCCAAUAAUGUCUGAAAGGAUCCAAGGACCUUACGUGUUCUGUUUAAAGGGGAAUUAGCUCUGGAAGCCAAAACAGCCUAACACUCCAUCUCAAUUGCGGUACGGUUCUAGAAACAUAAAUCCCUCUACUUUCAUAUCACAUCAAAAUAAUUUCACAAAUGCAAAGGUUUUAACACAGUUGCAGCAGACAGUAUUUUCCAGUGACAACACGUUUGUGGUGUCCAUCUUCCGUUUACACACAGGUAUUCAGAGAUGCAGAUAAAUAAUUAGCACAGGUAGUCCACUAUUUCUUCCGUCUGUUUUCCGUAAACAUGCGCUGUAACAUGGAAAUAUGGCUGUGUGUGAACCUUAACCCUAUUAAGGUGUGUAGUAAUUGAACUUAUUAUUAUUUUAUGUUUUCCGCUGAUAUGAAAGAUAUGUUACUUAUGUUUCCAAAACCGUACUGCAAGCGAUGCAUGUUAAUUUUUAGAGGAAGCGUCGGACCUCAUAACAAAACUCCCCUGGUCAGAAGAUACUAUCGUCAAUAGGCGAUAAAUCAGUUACCGUCUAUGAAUGGGGUACUAGCUAGUUAGCUGUGUUAUUGUCUUGCAAGCUACAUUUAAUGCGUGUACUAACGAGAAAAUAAACCCUUUAAUUGUCUGCACAUGCGUGUGAAUUUUUGCAUUAUUCAAGAGUAAUAUGGUUUGGUUGCAUUAUUCAAGAGCGUAGCUAAUACGUUUUUGCCACAAAGUCAUAAAAUCUUAAUUUAAACCUAACCCACACUGCUAACCCUAAUGCCUAACCCUAACCUUAAAUAACCCUAACCUUAACCACACUGCUAACCCUAAUGGCUAAACCAAUAUAGCAGCUCAGUGAAAACAAUUAGGCUAAUCUAUAUUUCCAUAGCUAGGCCUAUUUCCUAUUUUUGAAGAUCAAUGGGUAUUAAAUUAAUUGGAAUGACAGAAAAUCUGACAGACUCUGUUGUUCAAUUUUUAUGUAAAGAUAUAGCCUAAUCGUAUUAUUAUCUGUAGUAGAAAGCAAUGGGUUAGAAGAAGCCUACAUAACCAACCCAUGAAGUAAAAAUGCAACAUCUCUUGAUGGCCAGCAAUGUAAACUCUAACAUUGAUUUAUCUUGCAAAAGAUGUUCAAUUGUUAAUAUAAAUGUUUGUCUUCUUCUAAUGCCUCUUAAGCAGGUUGACGUUUAUGAGUCUUGUCCUUGAGGCAGAACGGAGUGAUUUCAGCUAAUUUGGUGUGUCAUCAUAUUGGUCUCCGACUUGUGGUCAGACUCGCUUAGGCGGAACAAACUUACAUUUGCACCUUUAUUCAAUGCUGAUUUGAAUGUCAUUGAAAAAACAGAAAGGUGUCAAAUAAUUUUUUUGAACUUAUUUUCUGAAUGUAAAAGUAAUCCUAGAAGUAAUCAUCUAGUUUUUCAAAAGUAUCUGUAAUCUGAUUACGAUAUCUUUGCUGGUAACAUAACGAAUUACAGUCACAGUUUUUUUUAUAAUCCAUGUAAUCCGUUACUCCCCAAUCCUGACUGCAUGGUUGUUAUGUGGUUUGUUCAGUUGGACUAUGAAGUUCAUCAGAGUUUCUGUGUAAUUGUUGGCUUUAGACCUAAAACUGUCUAAAACAGAUCAAUUCAUGCAAAGUGGAAACCAUUGGUGUUUUUUAGCAGUUUAGGUUAACCUCUGUUGCUGCAUGUUUUCUGUGAUACAGUAUGUGAAUUACAUUCAUCUGUAAAUCGAUGUGAUCCUUUGGGCUAGGCUUCUGUGAGAAUUCAAUGAGCCCAAGAAACAUAAUCCUGUAACAGGCAACUAAGUAAACAAACUUGAACCUAACCGUUUUUCUCUGUCCUUCUCUCUACCUCUCUCCUCUCCUCCAGUACUGUGCGUUCCUCUCACUCCUGUUCAUCCUCAUCUCCAUCACCACCUUCUGCCUGGAGACGCAUGAGGCCUUCAACACCAUCUACAACAAGACGGAGAACGUGACGGUGGGCAAUGUGACGCGCGAGGAGAUAGUCUACGAGGUGGUGACCGACGGCUGGCUCACCUAUGUGGAGGGAACGUGCGUCAUCUGGUUCACCAUUGAGGUCAUGAUGCGCGUGAUCUUCUGCCCCUGCAAGAAGGAGUUCUUCAGUAGCACCCUCAACAUCAUUGACUUUAUUGCUAUCAUGCCCUUCUACCUGGAGGUGGCACUGAGUGGUCUGGAUUCCAAAGCUGCCAAAGACGUGUUGGGCUUCCUGCGAGUGGUGCGCUUCGUCCGGAUCCUGCGUAUCUUCAAGUUGACGCGUCACUUCGUGGGCCUGCGGGUGCUGGGCCACACGCUCCGCGCCAGUACCAACGAGUUCCUCCUCCUCAUCAUCUUCCUCGCCCUCGGAGUGCUCAUCUUCGCCACCAUGAUCUACUACGCCGAGCGCAUCGGCGCCGACCCUGACGAUCCUACGGCCGCCAAACACACAAACUUCAAGAACAUCCCCAUUGGCUUCUGGUGGGCCGUGGUCACCAUGACCACUCUGGGCUAUGGGGACAUGUACCCCGAGACGUGGUCGGGGAUGCUGGUGGGGGCGCUGUGCGCCCUGGCGGGGGUACUGACCAUCGCCAUGCCUGUUCCCGUCAUCGUCAACAACUUUGGCAUGUACUACUCACUGGCCAUGGCCAAGCAGAAGCUGCCCAAGAGGAAGGGCAAGCACAUCCCUCGGCCCACCAUGCCGGGCUCGCCCAACUACUGCAAGCCAGACGCCCUGGCCAUGGCCACCGCCGGGCCGGGUAUGGUGGGCUCAGGAAGCCUGGGGGGAGGGGACUGCCCUCUGGCCCAGGAGGAGAUCAUCGAGAUCAACAGGACAGGUGAGUAAAGCAGGGGAGGGAGGAGAGGGAUGGAGGGAGGGAGAGAAGGGGAGGAGAGGCGUGCGUGCGUGCGCCUGUGUGUGUGUGUGUGUGUUUGUGUGUGUGUGUGUGUGUGCUGAUGCAGUAUAUUUGAAAUCUAUCUAGAGUGACUGACUGCUGGUGACCUGCAGCAUCCCUCACACUAAUAUUACAAUAUUAUGAUCAAAUUACCCCGAUCACUCUCUCGACAUGAUGUGGUGUCUCUGCUUGUCUCUGAGUCCCAUAUAACUAACCCAAAGUACCAAAACAUAUACCCCAUGUCUGAAUCCCUGUACUGUACUUUAACUGAUAAAGAAAACCCAUAACAUACUGGGACAGUCUUAAAUAGCACUCUGUCAGAUUAUGGUUCCCAACCAUCAGAAUCCUCCCUUUCUACCAUGACCGCAUGUGUGGGUAUGUGGUGUGUGUGUGUGUGUGUGUGUGUGUGUGUGUGUGUGUGUGUUUCCAUCGCUCUCCAGUCUGUAGAAUUAACCCGAUUUAGAGAGUGUGGGGAGAAAUGAAGUGGAUCUGUAACCAUGUUAAAUAGGGAAGCUGAGGCCGCGCACACACACACACACACACACACACACACACACACACACACACACACACACACACAAGCUGAUGAAGUCAUAUAGACUCCGUAACUCUGUAUAGAGCAGGGUGAUCCCAUAAUCUAACCCCCUCCACCCUCAUCCUUCUCUCUCUGCUGGGGAGCUCUCAACACGUCGGCUUUAACGUUUAUAAAUAUUUGGUUAGGAAGAUUGGCCUGUCAAAACGCUGUUUGACAGUGGACAGAAAUGUAAUUAAACUUGAAGAGUAGAGUGGGGGUGGUGGGGGGUGAUGGGUGGAGGGGUGGGGGGGGUGGAUUGGGAGAAGGAUUAGUUAUGACAAGAGAGUUGAGAAGCAUGUAAAAUGGCAUUAGAGAGGGCCCUUCAAUUUACACACGUAGGCUACUCAGAUCCUGAUACAUACACGCUCGCACGCGUGCACUCACGCGCACACACAGGUGCAUGUGCACACACACACACUAGGGAUGGGCACGAGUACUCAAGUACUGGAUUCGGUGUUUUGUAUUCAAUUUAAUAAUUGAGUAUUCAAAAUGUUCAAAUGUAACUAUUUAGCAGCUUACAUUUAAAAGCGCUGACAAAAUGUCUGUAAGAUGUGAGUAUGUCAAGGGCAGUGAAUGUUAAAGUUGUGUAUCAGAACAACCAGUAGUUGGAACAACCGAUGGCAUACCGCAAGCUUUUUUUGCCUUCAACCAUGUUUAACGCAAAAAUGCAACAGACACACACACACACACACACACACACACACACACACACACACACACCACACACACACACACACACACACACACACACACACACACACACACACACACAGUCUUGUACAGCUAACCUUGUGGGGACACACAAUUCAGUCCCAUUCAAAAUCCUAUUUUCCCUAAACCUAACCCUAACCCGUACUCUUACCCUAACCCUAACCCUAACACUAACCGUAACCCAAAAACCUAACCUUAACCCUAAACCUAACCCUAACCCGUACUCUUACCCUAACCCUAACCCUAACCCUAACACUAACCUUAACCCAAAAACCUAACCUUAACCCUAAACCUAACCCUAACCCGUACUCUUACCCUAACCCUAACACUAACCUUAACCCAAAAACCUAACCUUAACCCUAAACCUAACCCUAGCUCGUAACCCUAACCCUAAAACUAACCCUAGCUCCUAACCCUAACCCUACACACACACACACACACACACACACACACACACACACACACACACACACACACACACACACACACACACACAUUUGUACAUCAUAUAGGCCUAUUUCCCUCUUGCACUAGCAACCCCCUACACUAGUAAUAAAUAGGCUUUUUUUUGUGUGUGUUUGUGUUUGUAGGGACAUGUCAGUGCCGAAAGAGCUCCUUCUGUCAGCACUGCUUACAGCCCAGGAGAGGAGACAAGUGUAGCUCAGUUGGUAGUCCCGUGUAGAUCAGUUGGUAGAGCAGGGUUGUAGGUUCGAUUCCCACGGGGGACCAGUACCAAAAAAGUAUUAAAAUGUAUGCACUCACCACUGUAAGUUGCUCUGGAUAAGAGCAUCUGCUAAAUGACUAAAAUGAGAAGAGGGUGUGGAGGAAGGGAGGAUUGGAGGGGAGGAUGUAGAGGUAAAGAGGGGAUAAGAGAGGAUUGGAGGGGUGGGUGUGGAGGAGAAGAGGGGAUAAGAGAGGAUUGGAGGGGUGGGUGUGGAGGUAAAGAGGGGAUAAGAGAGGAUUGGAGGGGUGGGUGUGGAGGAGAAGAGGGGAUAAGAGAGGAUUGGAGGUGUGGGUGUGGAGGGGAUGUAGCUCAGUUGGUAGAGCAUGGCGUUUGCAACGCCAGGGUUGUGGGUUCGAUAAAAAAAUAAUGUAUGCACUAACUGUAAGUCGCUCUGGAUAAGAGCGUCUGCUAAAUGACUAAAAUGUAAAUGUAAAAUGAGGAGAAGAGGGGAUAAGAGAGGAUUGGAGGGGUGGGUGUGGAGGAGAAGAGGGGAUAAGAGAGGAUUGGAGGGGUGGGUGUGGAGGAGAAGAGGGGAUAAGAGAGGAUUGGAGGGGUGGGUGUGGAGGAGAAGAGGGGAUAAGAGAGGAUUGGAGGGGUGGGUGUGGAGGAGAAGAGGGCGCUACAAAACGUAACAAAUACAAAAAGAAUGGCAAGGCUUUGACCCUCAUCUCUUUCCUGUUAAUCUACCUUUCAAUCUCAGUUUCUUUCUUUCUUUCUUUCUUUCUUUCUUUCUUUCUUUCUUUCUUUCUUUCUUUCUUUCUUUCUUUCUUUCUUUCUUUCUUUCUUUCUUUCUUUCUUUCUUUCUUUCUUUCUUUCUUUCUUUUACUCUAUCUAGGCUCAGUCUGUUUGAAAGUUGUAGGGCCGGUUUCCGGGAAACAGAUUAAGCCUAGUCCUAGACUAAAAAACUAUUUCAAUCAAGAAUUUCCAUUGAACAUGCUUUUUAGUCUAGGACUAAGCUUAAUCUGUGUCUGGGAAACUGGCCCCUGAAGUCUAAGGCCGUGUCCGAAUACCCAUACUUAGUCCUAAAUAGUAUCAAAUAAAAUAAACUUUUAUUUGUCCCAUGUGCCGAAUACAACAGGUGUAGACCUUACCAUGAAAUGUCCUUAACAAACAAUGCAGUUCAAGAAAUAGAGUUAAGAAAAUAUAGACUAAAUAAACUAAAGUAAAAAAUUAAAUAAAAAGUAACACAAUAAAAUAAUAAUAACGAGGCUAUAUACAGGGGGUACCGGUACGGAGUCAAUGUGCAGGGGUACAGGUUAGUCGAGGUAAUUUGUACAUGUAGGUAGGGGUAAAGUGACUAUGCAUAGAUAAUAAACAGCGAGUAGCAGCAGUGUCAAUGUAAAUAGUCCGGGUGGUCAUUUGAUUAAUUGUUCAGCAGUCUUAUGGCUUGGGGGUAGAAGCUGUUAAGGAGCCUUUUGGACUUAGACUUGCCGUGCGGUAGCAGAGAGAACAGUCUAUGACUUGGGUAACUGGAGUCUUUGAAAAAUGUUUUGGCCUUCCUCUGACACGCCUAGUAUAUAGGAAGCUUGGCCCCAGUGAUGUACUGGGCCGUACACACUACCCUCUGUAGUGCCUUACAGUCGGAUGCCAAGCAGUUGCCAUACCAGGAGGUGAUGCAACAGGUCAGGAUGCUCUCGAUGGUGCAGCUGUAUAACUUGUUGAGGAUCUGGAGACCCAUGCCAAAUCUUUUCAGUCUCCUGAGGGGGAGUAGGCCAUUUUGAUUAUGUGAAAAAAAAAAAAAUUAUACUAUGUGAAUUUUCAGAAAUCGAUUAUACAUUAAAUGCCAGAUGUCAUACUCAUUUUGUUUUUUUUUCUAGUAGAAUUCGCUGCACACUAUUGAGGAAGAGAAUCAUAUUUUCACACCCACGUGUGUUCGACAACAGCUGAAAAUGAAUGAUUAGAAAUAAGAACACGAGAAAGUAAGUAAACUAUAUACAGGGUCAGUUCCAGGGUCAAUGCCAAUAACAAAUUUACAAUUGAAAAUAUAGCCUGACAUGUUGCUCUUGUAUUGUUUUGACUGUCACAACAGUUUAUGCUGCUGAGGCAUCUGGUCUCCAUGUUGCCUCCUGACAAAAGCUAGUCAGAUGUACUAAACCUGCCAUCAAAAACAACAGCAUCAAGGAAGAUAAAAGAUGGCAUUUUCUUUUUUUCUAAUUUGCUCUGCUUGGCUGUCAACUGGUGCGUGGCUGUAUACUUUUGAUAAAUAAUGCAGGUAUAAACAGGUAAAUACAACAAAUGUUUCCAGAUUCAUCCAGAAUAUCACAGUGUUCAAACAUGUAGCUAUUUGGACAUGAGAGGGCGGAAGGUAAGAAGAGGUAGACAGGGGGAGAGAAAGUGGUGGAGGGGGAAAGAGGGAGGGAGGUAAGAAGAGGUAAGGAGGGACAGAGUGUAUAGUGAUCUUCAUGAAGCCUCUUACUUUAAUGAAUAUUUGACCUCUUAAUGUUCCGACGCCCCCUGGCUCCACUACCAGGUGUUGCAACAGCAUCGUGUUAUACGCCUGUUUGAACACACACACAUGCUCACAGACAUAUGCACGCACGCAAGCACACACACACGCUCAAUGACAUCUACUGCACACACACACACACGCUCACAAAUACACACACACCUCUCUCCCUCUCUCACCCCUCUCCCUCUCUCUGUAAUAUGCUAUUUACUGAAUUUCUCUCUCUUUCUCUCUCACACUCCGUCUCUCUCCAGCUCUCUUUCUCAUUUACUCUCUGCAAUCUCAGUUCCUUUCUCUCAGUCUCUCUCUCUGUCUCUCUCUCUUUCUCUUUCUCUCUCUUCUCUCCCCCCCCCCUCCCUCUCGCUGUCUCUCUGCAUCUCUCUGUGUGUCGUUGUGAGGUUUGGCCCUCUGGGUUAUUUCUGUAAAUUGUUGAGCAGUAACUCACGUCAAAUUAGAUUUGACAGCUGUGUCGGAAGCUAUAAGCACAAGUUACCCCGCAGCAUCUCCCCGUGAGUGUGCGCGCGCGCGCGUGUGUGUGAUUAUCUACUCUGUAUAGUAUCUCUCAGUUCCCCCUCUCUUUCUCUCCCUCCUCCCCUUCUCUUUCUCUUGCUCUCCCUCUCUCUCUUUUGCUGUGUGUGUGUUAAUGUAAUGAUGCUCAGCUCAGUGUGUGUGUGUGUCAGUGUGUGUGUGGACCUGGAGAGGCUGGGCUCCUGCCUCCCCUCCUCCACUGCAGUGUUUUGGUCACACCUUCUAUACACUCUUGCAUUUAACAAUCUCAUCCCCUCUCUUCUAUUCAUUUCACCCUUUAUCUUCCUGCCCCUCUCUCGCUCUUACACAUCACCCUCUUCUAUUUCUCCUUCUUCAUUCCUGUCCUUCUCUACUUCCUUGUUCUUACUCACACCUUAAACCUAAUUGAUCUUGUUGUCAUACCUUUCCCCAUCCCCCCCUUUUCCUGCUACUUAUUUAUUUCUCUGCCUUCUCUCCUCUCCAUUUAUCCCCCUCUUCUUACACAUUCUUCCUCCUCCCCUUCUCUUCCUUUCUCUUUCUACCUCCCCACUUUAUCUUUCUCCUGCCAUCAACAUAUUUUCUCUCUUCCUCCUCUCCAUCCUUUUAUCUCUCUCCCACCCUUCUCCUUCCCCUUUCCCUUACACCCCACCCCUCCACCUUCUCUUUCUUCCUCCCUACUUAUUUCUCCCUCUGUCCUUCCCUACCUCUUCUCCCUUCCACCCCUCUCUCCCACCUCCUCACCCUUCUCUGUCGACCCUCCUUACCUCUUCUUACACGCCUCCUUGUCUCCCCCCUCCCUCCAACUCCUCCCUCCCCUAUCUCUCUCCUCCUUCCCCUCUCGCCCCUCUCUUCUUCCCCCUCCCCUUGUCCCCUCCAGAUUCCAAGCAGAAUGGCGACGCGGCCAACGCAGCCCUGGCUAACGAGGACUGCCCCACCAUAGACAUGGUGCUUGGGGAGGAGAGAAGUCCUGCCACUGGGGGUCUGGGCACCGGCGGGAGCCGCGAGCGCUAUCCCCAUGACCGAGCCUGCUUCCUCCUCAGUACCGGAGAGUUCCGUGCCACAGACGGCAACGUGAGGAAAGGUACGCCCGGGUCAGGCUCAGGGUCAGGGCCAGGGUCAGAGCUGGGGUCAGAGUCAGGGCCGGCGCUCCGCCAUACCCAAAGGUUCAGUAGCUCGACACUCAGCAGCUCAACACUCACUGUGUGCUCAUGACACUCCCAUACACACAUGUACACAUACACAUACACACACACACAUACACAACUAUACACUUCAGAGCUGGUUCAAGUACCUUAGGUCAAAUACUUUCAUUAAACUUAACAGUAUUUGAGGUGUGCUUGAUUCAGCUUGGGGUUUGCACUUUUGGAACUAUUCCAUUGGUUCCAUCGUACCAGGCAAACGUAAUCAAUUGCAGCUCUUGGAAUAAUCUGACUUCCAAUUCACACAUACAUAUACACGCACGCACGCACGCACGCACGCACACACACACACACACACUAAGUAAACACCUCCUCUCCUCUCCCCUGACCCUCCCCCUCCUCAUAUUUCUCAUAAUCAUUUUGACUGACAGUCACAGACCCUGCCCACAAUAUCCACAGGCAGUUUUGAGCUGUCUCACUCUCCAGACCUUCCUAUAUGAACUGGGUUAUGCCACAUUAUGGCAUAAGUGAAAUAUCAAUGGAUUGAUAUUUUGUCGGACCAGUUCCCACAUGCUGUUUUCAAUAACAUUGGCACCACACGUCUACUACUGUAUAUCUAAAUGUGCUGUGGUGCUUUCUAUUACCAUUUUGGACACUGGAGUUAUAAAAUAACAAAUAGGUAUUAUUGUCUGAGUUUGGUACAUAUCAAUACAAUAUCAAUACAUAUCAGUACAUAUCAAUAGUGGUCCAUUGUAGCUCAGUUGGUUGAGGUUUAAUGCACAUUUUCACAGCCUGUUCUGAAACGAGAUCAGUACAGUACGAUCACUGACUGAAUAGCUAUCACACUGCAUCUGGCUGUCAAUCUGUCUUCUACUGCCUGUAGUCAUUCUUUCUAUCUAUCUAUCAUCUAUCUAUAUAUCUAUCUAUCUAUCUAUCUAUCUACUAUCUAUCUAUCUAUCUAUCUAUCUAUCUAUCAUCUAUCUACUAUCUAUCAUCUAUCUGAUCUAUCUAUCUAUCUAUCUAUCUAUCUCAUCUAUCUAUCUAUCUAUCAUAUCUAUCUAUCUAUCUAUCUAUCUAUCUAUCACUUAUCUAUCUAUCUAUCUAUCUAUCUAUCUAUCUAUCUAUCUAUCUAUCUAUCUAUCUAUCUAUCUAUCUAUCUAAUCUAUCUUAUCUAUCUUAUCUCAUUCUGGCUCUCAUUUAUUGGUCACGCUUUCUUUCUCUUUGUCUCUCUCUCCUCUCCACACCCUGUCUGCUUGCAAUUGCUCCACCAAUCCAUUCCUCCUCCCCUCCAUUUCUCCAUGCUUUCUCACUGGACAUGCAUGCUCUUUUUCAUUUAACUUUUAUCACUCACCUGCUUCUUCUUUCACCUGACAUCCCCAUGGUUCUACCUCCAACAAUCCAACCCCUUCCACCCAACAUUUUGUACCUCAACCUAAAACUAACCCCCCGCCCGGCCUUCCCCUGACGUCCCCGGUCACAAAUACACUCCUCUACAAACCCCACUCCAACACUCCCCUCACAACAAACACCAGACGCUGCAGCGGCCAGCCCGGCAUCCCCCCCAGGAGAGGAGUGGUUCAAGCCAGAGGGGCCUCUGCUACAGCAGGACCUCAAUGCAAACUCCGCCUCCUCCUGGAUCAAACCAUAGCGAUACAGAGGUAACACAAAAGACACAUACAGAAGUUUGGUUGAAAGCACAAUGAGGAAACACACAGUAACACACAGUAACAUGGCAAGCGUGCGCACGCACACACAUACACACAUGCACAUGCACACACACACGCACACAAACCACAGCAAAGCACACACACACAUGAAGCAACAUGGCACCCCCCCCCCCCCCCCCCACACACACACACACACACACACUGAAAGGUUGUAUGUUUAAGAAUGCAUGACAGUUAAUUGCUUGUUACAGUAAAGCUUUCAAGUUUGGUUCAGCAUUUUUAUGGUGGAUUAUGGUCCUAAGUGUAGGGUGGGAGGGUAAAUGUAUGUGUGUGUUUGUGCCCGGGUGCGUGUGUGCGCGUGCAUAUUUGUGUGUGUUCGUGCACGGGUGCGUGUGUGUGCGUACUCUAUGUGUGUUUGUGUGUGUGUGCAUACUGUGCCCUCCUGAAUUAUUGGCACCCUAGGUAAAUACUGUAUGAACAAAAAAAGGCUGUGAAAAAAUGUAAUCGUUGUGUAUCAGCCUGAUCUUACACUCAAUGUAUCAUAUGAAUCUAACCUUUAAUUGAGUUAAAAUUGUUCCAAAAAAUAAUAAUAGUCAUCAAGAAAUAAAUAUUUUAUUCAAAAACAUGCAUGUCACAAUAAUUGGCACCCCUGCAUUUAGUACUUUGUGCACCCUCCCUUUGCCAAGAUAACAGCUCUGAGUCAUCUCCUAUAAUGUUUGAUGAGGUAGGAGAACACAUAAGAAGGGAUUCGAGACCAUUCCUCUAUACAGAAACUCUCCAGAUCCUUCAGUCCUUGGUCCUCGCUUGUGGACUCUCCUCUUCAGCUCACCCCACAGGUUUUCAAUGGGGUUUAGGUCAGGGGACUGGGAUGGCCACUGAAAAAGCUUGAUUCUAUGGUCAGUGAACCAUUUGCGUGUGGAUUCAGAGGUAUGCUUUGGAUCGUUUUCCUGCUGGAUGACCCAGUUUUAGCCUCCUGGUAGAGGCAGACAGGUUUUCGCCUAAAAUCUCCUGGUGCUUGAUGGAGUCCAUGAUGCCAUGUAUCCUAACAAGUUUCCCAGGGCCUUUGGAAGUAAAACAGCCCCACAACAUCACAGGUCCACCACCAUACUUCACAAUGGGGAUUAGCUUAUUUUCUGCAUGACCAUGGCUCUUUUUACGCCUAACCCACCUCUGGUGUUUGUUGCCAAAAAGCUCUAUGUUAGUCUCAUCAGACCAUAGAACCUGGUUCCAAUCAAUGUUCCAAUCAAUGUUCCAAUGACAUUUAGCAAACCCCAGGUGCUUAAGCUUGUGGUUUGGUGACAGCAGAUGUGGCAACCCUUCCAAAUAACUUGUUGGCAUGAAGGUGGCGUCUAAUUGUAGUUUUGGACAGUUGUUGACCCCAAGAUGUAACCAACUUUGGCAAUUCUCCAACUGUGAUCAUUGGAGAUUUGUUUGCCUCUUGAACCAUCCUUCUCAUUGUGCGUGGGGGCAAAAUAAAGUUGCGUCCUCUUCCAGGCAGGAUUAUCACAGCUCCAGUUGUUUUACAUUUCUUAAUUAUUGCCCUAAUAGUGGAGAUGGGUAUUUUCAGGCGUCUAGCUAUCUUUUUAUAGCCAUUGCCUGAUUUGUGAAGGUCAGCAACCUUUAAUCUCAUUUCAUUUGUGUGUUCUCUGGCCUUUCCCAUGUUGAUGGAUGACUAAGGGAGUUUAGCCUGUGUGUCACCUCAUAUUUAUACCCAAGUGAAAUAGGAAGUCAUGGCUGGACCACUUAAGAGUUCCCAAAGAGUCAGAUGAACUUGAAAAAGUAAAAUCGGAAUAUACAUGAAUUAGAUUUAGUUCAUAAGAAUUUCUAGGGGUGCCAAUAAAGGUCAGAUUCUGUGAUAUUUUGAGUGUAAGAUCAAGCUGAUAAACAACAAUGAAAUUUUAUCACAACCAAUCAUUCAGGAGGGCACUGUACAUCAAUGUAUGUUUGGAAAUGUAUGUGUUUACAUCUCCCCACAUUUAACACAGUUCACCCCAACUAUGGCUUAUCCUUUGGUCAAUUUCAUUCAGUUCAACUACUGCACUUAACCUUACAUUACACACACAGACACACGCACGCACGCACACACACACAUAAACACACACACACACACACACAUAACACACACACAUAAACACACACACAUAAACACACACACAUAAACACACACACACAUACAACCUUUAUCCUCCUUUUCUGCCUUCUGGAUGACCCCAAACCCUCGCUCUAGUAACCUGAAGACACAGUGAGUCCCUUCGCUGUAUCUUUCUCCUCAAUCUAUGUCUUAAUAUCUUAUCUCUUAUCUAUAGUAUCUAUCCGCUCGAUUUCUCUCUCUCUCAUCUAUCUCGCGUUGCGUCUCCCUCUCUCGCUAUCUAGCUAGAGCUACUAUCCGGAGAUGCUCUCUCUCUCAUCGCUCUCUCUCUCUCUCUCUCUCUCUCUCUCUCUCUCUCUCUCUCUCUCUUCUCUCUCUCUUACUCAACCCUCUCUUCUCUCUCUCUCGCAAGCAAAAUGCCACAACCGUUUUCCACUGAGGGGUGAGAGAAUGUGCCCUGAGCAAACGGGGCCGAUUAGACCUACAUGACUCAUUGGAUCCAAUAGAGGGAGAAAGAGAGGAUGAGAGAGAGGGAGCUGGGCUUAAUUGUGCGAUGGGAGGCUAAAUGGAGUUAUGUAAUGUGAUGUGAGCGAUAUGAUGGCCACCCCUACCUCCCCCUCCUCAUCUCCUCCCUCCCUCCAUCCUUCCUUCCCUCCUUCCCAGAGACCUCGUCUGCAAUCUCAGCCCCGGCCUCCACUCAAAUUCACCCUCUCAGAACUCUACUCCUCCACACACACAACACACAGGAUUUCUCACUACAUGUACUUGUAGCCUACCCCUCGACUCCCCGUCUUAGAGCCCUGUUACACACCAUCAACUGAACCCUUAACGACCCAUUUCACCAAUUAAGCCACUACGCAACGCUACCAACAUAACACAAGAUUCUGAUCGGGAGUGUGUGUGUGUGAAUGAGCUACAGUACAUGUGUUUGGCUGUGGAUGUCCCUCUGUCCAUCGGCUAGCGUUGUGUGCGUGCAAAUGUGUGUGCGUUUGUGUGUAUAUCUGUGUAUGUCGUCAGCGAUGCAAGCCCUCUGUUCUCUGCAGUGUGUAUGUGCGUGUGUGUAUGUGUGUUAGGACCACCAUGGAGAGGGGUGGGGGUGGGGUUGUGAGGGGGGCCAUGUCUUCUGACGUGUCUGUUAUUGUUGUGUUGUCUCCCUCCUCAGGUUGUGUCGUGUCAUGCGUUUGUAUGUCGGCUCUUGUUGCUCUGUGUUACACUUGUCUGUCUGUCACGGUCCUCUCCCCAGUCUCUGUCCCUCCGUCCGUCCGUCUGUCCGUUGUGUGUCCUGUGUUUUCCUUUGUGCUCCCGUUGUUUUUGUUUUGUGUUGCCGUGUCCUCCUCUCCCUCCUGUGGCUCUUUACUCUGGUACGGUCUCCUCUUGCUUCCUCAGAGACACCAGUACAACUGCCCUGUUUAGCAGGGUACAAACAGUCACACAGCCAAUACACAAAUCCAAGAUACAGUAUAAUCCAAGAUAUACAAUUGGAGAAUACUGGGAGAAAGAAACUGUGACGCAUUUAAAUCCAGAUGAUUGGACCAAAUCAGUGUUAACAUGUUUGUGUCUAUAUAAACUGGUAGCAGAGUAAAAUCCACUGGUGUGUACUGGUUGAUUUCUUGAAGUGAAAGCUGGUUACUUCUCUCUCUUUUCUGGAACUGCCCUCCACUCUGAGAUGACCAGAACAUUGUUUCAUCACAGUACCAGGGGGGAGCCCAGGCCCUACGUGCUGGUCCAGGGUCAGUUCUUAGGACCUCAAUCCUCACCAUUCUCCUUUACAACCCUAAACCAAGACUGACUCUGGAUCAAAUCUUAUGCCUGCUCCCUAAUCCCCACCACCACAAAUGUCCCUAUACGAGUGGCAUUGCCUCAAGCUGUCAAGCUAUCGUAGUCUACACAGCAGUAUAUCUAUGAAUGUUAGUGGCUGGAGUGGGGGAUGCAUUUGGCUGUGCUGAAACACUGUUCACGAGUCUAGUGCUUCUAAGGUGUGCUUCAGUCCUAGUGGGAGAGCACUAAGGCCAGGCUAGAUCAAAACGUAUAGGUCUAGUCUAGAUACUGUACACACUUAGGGACUGACAGGCUGACCGGCACUGGGCAGGGGUAUAGGGCACCCCUCCACACACACAGUGUUACACACAGACACACUGGCAGACAGACUGGCAGACAGACUGGCAGACAGACUGAUUUACAAGUAGACAGACAGUCAGACAGACAGAUUUACAGACAGACCGACAGAGACUGGCAGACAGACAGACAGACAGACAGACAGACAGACAGACAGACAGACAGACAGACAGACAGACAGACAUACAGACAGACAUACAGACAUACAUACAUACAUACAUACAUACAUACAUACAUACAUACAUACAUACAUACAUACAUACAUACAUACAUACAUACAUACAGACAGACACACUGCUACGUGCAGUGCCAGGUAAGUGACGGUAGUAGUCGUACGGUCUGUGGGGACUAGCUGACUGGUUUUAGUGGUGACAGAGUGUGUUGAGCCACAGCCCCUGACGGCCCUUUAAUAAUAAUAGAAGCUUCCACACUCUAAAAGCGAAAAAAGCCAUCCUCCAAAGGUGCCCCAAAAUGGCUGCCGGCCUUCCGCUUUUAAAGUGGGAUAUAGUGCUUUAAACCUCCCCUUCUUCCCUUUCUUCCUCCUCCUCCUUCUGGCGCUUCUCCUUUGUUUAUGUGCCCAGAGUGGUUCUGCUGGUUUAUGGCUUUAUUUUAUUGUGGUUUAUUUUAUGACGCGUGCAGCUUUGACCUCUGUUGACAAAUGCUAAAGUGCAGAGGUCAGGAAAGGUUAAAGCUUGGAGGGUUGGGCUCCUUACGUCUAUACCCUGCGUCCCAAUAUCUGUCUUUACUCCCGAAGUGUGCACUUGUUCACUCCCCCUCAUGGAUUUAAAAGAAAAAGAUUGGUAUGCCUAAAACAUAUGGUGGAAACUCUGUCUAGAGCAAAUCCAAUGGUUACACAAAUCCAAUGCUUUUCAAAUGAGCACAAGCGUACACUUCGGAAGAAAGGACAUAUUGGGAAGCAGCCUUUCUCUCCCUCUCUCUGUAAUACUUUCCUCUUAUAAAUAUUGUGUGUAAUUGGUGUGUUUGAGGGUGUGUGUAUGGAUAUUGUGUUGUGUUUUAUGUACAUAUGAUGUGUAUAUAAUUUAUUUAUUGGUGGUUAUUAUUUUCGUGUCUGUAAUGUACUGUGGGGUUUUCUUUCUUGUGAGUUUUAUUUUUCACCUCCUUUCCUUCUUCAUCUUUACCGCUCUGCCACUCUCUCUCUCUCUCUCUUUCUGUGUCUCCUUUUUCUCCUUAUUUCCCACUGUUGCCAAGGGAACAGUGGAAGAGAGCAUUCUGGGACUUUUGUGCAAAGCAUUCUGGGUUAGAUUAUUAAAAUGAAUGAUUGCAUAAUUAUUUCACUUUAAUAAUGUGUAAAUAUGUUGAAAUGUGUAAAUAUGUUGUACUAGUAAGUCAUCAAAUCAGAAAAUACUACAUGUAGUCAUGCUCCCACGAUGCACUGAGUUCAAGUUGUAUUAUUAUUAUUAUUAUUAUUAUUUAUUCUACAGUGUUUGUUUAUCAUUUUAGUAUUUUGCUUUUUAUUCUCAUCAUGUACUAUUAAUUAGAAUGUAUUAUUUGGCGAAAGACCUCAUCAAAUCCAGAAGUGGCCUCUAUCCCUAUUAACCCUAAAGCAGACAGCAGUGAAGCAUCCGCCCAAAGGGGCCAGCUGGGUGAAUCACUCCCUAAGGACUCUUAUUGGAGCAGAGUGUCUUUGUCCUGUAAGAGCUGAUCCUGGACCAGGGUGAAUCCCCUCCCUAAGGACUCCUAGUGGAGCAGAGUGCCUUUGUCCUGUAAGAGCUGAUCCAGGAACAAAGUGUUCCCCUGGGGCUCUUACACUGAGAGCAGCUUGAGUGGCACUUACAGUCUGUUAGGCUCUGCUUUUAAACACUGGAGUAGUCCAUGGGUGCUUCCCAAAUGGCACCCUAUUCUCUAUGAAGUGCACUACCCUCUGUGCAAUGGUCAAAAGUAGUGCACUAUAAAGGGAAUAGGGUGCCAUAUGUGACGAGUGGGUUCGUUUAGAAUCAGGGGUCCGUUCAAUUAAUCUCUCUCUUGUGCACUGUUCCAGUUGAUCUCUUCUACCAUUGAUUUUCCCUCAUAGACACAAAGCACCACCGCCGUUAGGCUGCUGCUCUCUCUGUGCUGCACUCGGUAUCAUUGAUGGACGGAAGGAGAUGCCGUUCCAUAAUGGUGUUCUCUCUCUCUUCCCCUCUCCCUAUUUCUCUCUCUGCUUCUCACUGACUGUCUCCCUCUUUCUCUCUUUGCCACUUCCCCCCCCCCCCCCCCCCCCCUCUCUCUCUCCCCCCCCCCCCCCCUUCUCUCUCUGGCGCAAUAACCCAUACAUUUUAAUUAGCAAUCUCAUGGCACCUGUUUUGUUAUUCAAUGGCCUUUUAGAAUGGACUUUGAUUAUUGGCAGCAGACCAGAACCCUUUGCCUGAGGUUUGCCUCAGAAACACUGGAGGUCUAUAUACCUGGGUAUGUGCUGCAGUGAUGGUAAAACUGCAAAUUAAAGACAAAAAUAAUUUUGCGCUUAUAUUGCUAAUAUUGACCAUUGAACAACAGCUAAUAUAAAAAAUAAAUCCAAUGCUGUACAUGACAAUACACGCUCAACCCCCCUUGAUCUAAACCAAUAUGACGUAUUUUAGAAUCAGCAGGUGGAAAUACUGUAUGUAAAAUCAGGCAGGCACGAUUAUGCAUUAUGUCAACAAAUAGACUGGGACAUACUGUAUGUGACAGUGACAUAGAGUCCUGGAGGGUGUGUGUCUGUGCGUGCUUGUGUGUGUGUUAUUUAUUGUCAUAUCUCGGUCAUUGAAGCCAACAUGGAAUCAUCUCUACUGUAUAUACUCUGGUUAUCGUCUGUAUAUACAGAACAUAUAUGUGUAACAUACAUCUAUGGGUUAUGUUCAUUGUAGCAGUGUCAGUACAACAAACUGUUUCCUGUUUCUUAGAUGUGAUUGCGUCCAAUAUUACCUUAAUACUAAACUAACCUUUUUCACCUCAUAGAAUAUCUCUCUUUCUCUGUCUGUCCUGCCCCCCCUCUCUCUCUCUUUCUCUCAAUCUUACUAUUUUUCCCCCUCUCUCUUUUUUUCCCCCUUUCUCUCUCUCUUUCUCCCUCAAUCUCUCUUUUCCGCCCUCCCUCCUCUCUCUCACUCAUCUCUCUCUCUUUUUUUCUUAUUCUCUCUCUCUCUCUCUCUUCUCUCUCUCUCUCUCUCUCUCUCUCUCUCUCUCUCUCUCUCUCUCUCUCUCCCUCUCUCUCUUUCUCUCUCUUGGGCCACUAUCAAGGUACAAGCAAUAUGCAUGAGGAAAAGAACAGUAGGAUUAGAUUCUUCAAUCAGGAGGAGAUGUAGUAGGUUCAUUCAUUCAUCUAUAGUGCCCCUCUCCCUCUCCCCAUUGUAAGUAAUGUGUGUUCUGCAUGUGUGUUCAUGUAUGUUUCCAUGUGACAUAGCAGAGAGCUGGCCAUCUAGGCCCCAGCGUGGUUUCCUAUGAAUCAACUCAAUGUUCUUUGGGGAUAUGGUGUUUGUGUGUUAAAACGUGGUUCAGUUUGUCAUGCUAUGUCUGAUACAUACAGGUUUUGUACUGUAUGUAUGGUUACUGUAUCAAUUGUGUUGUUGUCUGUCAUACAUCCAUAAAUGUGAAAAAUGUGUUGCAAAUAUUGCCUUGGGUGAUUACAAAUCUACAUGUUGCUUCGUAAUGUGCCAUAACAAUAAUCAGCCAAUGCAAAUAUAUAAUACUUUGUAUAUAAUAUAUAAUACAAAAAAAGUGGGAACAUAAUAAGAAAAAUGUAUGCAAAUUAAGAUAUUUAAACCUAUUAAAUGAAAAUGUACUAUACUUUGGCAGUUUAAAACAAUCUACAGUAUAUGCAUGUAUUUAAGCUGCUUGCCACAGUGAUACUACAGUGAUACGGUACUACAGUGAUACCACAGUGAUACUACAGUGAUACUACACUAAUACUACAGUGAUACGAUACUACAGUGAUACUGUACCACAGUAAUACUACAGUGAUACGUUACUACAGUGAUACUACAGUGAUACUACACUAAACUAUAGUGAUAUGAUACUACAGUGAUACUGUACCACAGUAAUACUACAGUGAUACUACAGUGAUACUACAGUGAUACUACUAUAGUGAUACUACAGUUGUAUUACAGUGAUACUACACUAAUACUACAGUGAUACUACAGUUGUAUGACAUUGAUAAUACAGCACACAUUUUAUUGAACUCUAUUGCUACAAAGGUAUCUACUGCACAAUACUGGAGUAUAUAGCCUAUACAGUAUCUGACAUCAACUACCUGAGCAUGCAUAUUUAUUUACAUCCACUACCAACCAUCCAAACACUAGAUGUAAUACAAAAUGGCUGCCAUAACAAAGUAUAUAACAACUCUGAUAUUGGAAACCUUAUCUGCAUGUAGAUUUGCGCUGGGGGAAAUAUUUGCCCCCUUGUACCCCCUUGUUUUCCUCCCUCACUCCCCUCUUCCUCCCCCCUCCCCUCCCUCCCCCUCUCAGACUAACUUCCAUGUUCCGUUCCAUCCCAUCCCCAGGACAUCCCCAGUCAUUGCACCUGCGUAGCAUAACUAAAGUUUGACCUGAGGUACGUACAACCGACUAGCUUCCUGCCCUCCUCCUCUGUAAUACUAUCUUCACACUAUCAAGCCGACCCGAACCAUACUGCGCUGGCUCAGAUAUCUUCUUUUCACAUUGUCCUUUCCAGCAGAGUUCCAGCAACUGUAGUGGAUGCGUAACCACUAACCAGGCCAGCAUAGUACAGCUUGGUUUGGCUCGGCUCUGUUUGGCUUGGUAGUGUGAAAAGGGUAUAGGAGGAACAAGCUGGUAUGUCACGGCUUUGGCAGGAACAGUGCUGCAUUCUGCUGCAUUAAACAACCAGGCUUUGCCGUAAAGUCAUGUAGAGUGACGUGAAUGUGUUCAACCUGAUAUAUGUAAGGAUGCAAUGCAAGAAUGGAGUAGAAUGACAUCCAUUAGCUUUUACAAAUCUAAAAGUGAAUCCAAAUAGAUUUUUUAUAGUCUGAGAUCUAGUAGCAUUGAUAAUCUUUGAUGGUGAUGCACAUGCAUGUUCCGCAGAGCUCGGCAAUUGUGACCUGGAGGGGGCCAUGGACAAAACCUUGAUUCUGUGGUCAGUGAACCAUUUGCGUGUGGAUUCAGAGGUAUGCUUGGAUCAUUGUCCUGCUGGAUGACCAGUUUUAGCCUCCUCGGCAGGAGAGAGACAGACAGGUUUUGGCCUAAAAUCUCCUGGUACUUGAUGGAGUCCAUGAUGCCAUGUAUAACAGUUUCCCAGGGCAUUUGGAAGUAAAAACAGCCACAACAUCACAGGUCCACACCAUACUUCAAAAUGGGGAUUAGGGUAUUUUCUGCAGACCAAGGCUCUUUUUACGCCUGACCCACCUCUGGUUGUUGUUUGCCAAAAAGCCCUAGUUAGUCUCUCAGACCAUUAGACCUGUUCCAAUCAAUGUUCCAAUGACAUUUAGCAAACUCCAGGCGCAUACGCUUGUAGUGGUGACAGCAGAGGUGGUAACCCUUCCAAAUAGGUUGUUGCAUGGAGGUGGCGUCUAAUUGUAGUUUUGGAGAGUUGGUGACCCCAAGAAUGUAACCAACUGUGGAAUUCUCCAACUGAUCCUUGGAUAAUUUUUGCCCUCUGAACCAUCCUUCUCCUGGCAUGGGGGCAAAAUAGGUGCGUCCUCUUCCAAGGCAGGAUUAUCACAGCUCCAGUUGUUUUACAUUUCUUAAUUAUUGCCCCUAAUAGUGGAGAAGCUACAUGCCUGAAAAUCAUAUAUUUUAUAGCCAUUGCUGCUUGGUGAAGGUCAGCAACCUUUAAUCUAAUUUUAAUUUGUGGUUAUCUGGCCUUUCCCAGUUGAUGGAUGACUAAGGGAGUUUAGCCUGUGUGUCACCUCAUAUUUAUACCCCAGUGAAAUAAGGAAGCAUGGAUGGACAAUUAAGAGUUCCCAAAGAGUCAGAUGACUUUAAAAGUUAAAAUCGGAAUAUACAUGAAUUAGAUUUUGUUCAUAAGAAUUUCUAGGGGUGCCAAUAAAUGUGACACGCAGUUUUUGGUAAAAUAAUUAUUGUUGAUGACAUUCUUUCUUCUUUUGUUACUCACAUUAAAGGGUCAGAUUUCUAUGAUAUUUGAGUGUAGUCAGCUGAUAACAAACAACAAUGACAUUUUUCAAGCCUUUGUUUUCAUAUUACUAGGGUGGCCCAAUAAUUCAGGAGGGCACUGUACAUCAAUGUAUGUUUGGAAAAUGAUGUGUUUACAUCUCCCCACAUUUAACACAGUUCGCCCCACUAUGGGCUUAGCUUUGGUCAAUUUCCAUUCAGUUCAAAUACUGCACUUACCUUACAUUACACAAAACAGACACACACAACACACACACACACUCACAACCUUUGUAUCCUCCUUUUCUGCCCUCCAGAGACCCCAAACCCUCUAUCAGGUCCUGCAGACCAGGUAGUACUCUCUCUCUCUCUAUCUCGAUUCUCUCUCUUCUCCUCUCUCUCUAUCUCUCUCUCUCUCUCUCUCUCUCUUCUCUCCCUCACUCUUCUCUCUCUCUCUCUCUCUCUCUCUCUCUCGCUCUCUCUCUCUCAUCCUCUCUCUCUCUCUCUCUCUCGCUCUCUUACGCAACCCUCUCUUAUCUCUCUCUCUCUCUCUCCUCUCGCAAGCAAAAACGCCACAACCGUUUUCCACUGAGGGGUGAGAGAAUGUGCCCUGAGCGAACGGGGCCGAUUGGACCUACAUGACUCAUUGGAUCCAAUAGAGGGGGAAAGAGAGAGGGAGCUGGGCUUAAUUGUGCGAUGGGAGGCUAAAUGGAGCUAUGUAAUGUAAUGUGAGCGAUAUGAUGGCCACCCCUACCUCCCCCUCCUCAUCUCCUCCCUCCCUCCAUCCUUCCUUCCUUCCUUCCCAGAGACCUCGUCUGCAAUCUCAGCCCCGGCCUCCACUCAAAUUCACCCUCUCAGAACUCUACUCCUCCACACACACAACACACAGGAUUUCUCACUACAUGUACUUGUAGCCUACCCCUCGACUCACCGUCUUAGAGUCCUGUUACACACCAUCAACUGAACCCUUAACGACCCAUUUCACCAAUUAAGCCACUACGCAACGCUACCAACAUAACAAAAGAUUCUGAUCGGGAGUGUGUGUGUGUGAAUGAGCUACAGUACAUGUGUUUGGCUGUGGAUGUCCCUCUGUCCAUCGGCUAGCGCUGUGUGCGUACAAAUGUGUGUGCGUUUGUGUGUAUAUCUGUGUGUGUGUUUGUCGUCAGCGAUGCAAGCCCUCUGUUCUCUGCAGUGUGUAUGUGUGUGUGUGUGUGUGUGUAUGUGUGUUAGGACCACCAUGGAGAGGGGUGGGGGUGGGGUUGUGAGGUGGGCCAUGUCUUCUGACGUGUCUGUUGUUGUGUUGUCUCCCUCCUCAGGUUGUGUCGUGUCAUGCGUUUGUAUGUCGGCUCUUGUUGCUCUGUGUUACACUUGUCUGUCUGUCGCGGUCCUCUCCCCAGUCUAUGUCCUCUGUCCGUCUGUCCGUUGUGUGUCCUGUGUUUUCCUUUGUGCUCCCGUUGUUUUUGUUGUGGUUUUUGUUGUGUGUUGCCGUGUCCUGCUCUCGCUCCUGUGGCUCUUUACUCUGGUACGGUCUCCUCUCGCUUCCUCAGAGACACUAGUACAACUGCCCUGUUUAGCAGUGUACAAACAGUCACACAGCCAAUACACAAAUCCAAGAUACUGUAUAAUCCAAGAUAUACAAUUGGAGAAUUCUGAGAGAACAAAACUGUGACACACUUAAAUCCAGAUGAUUGGACCAAAUCAGUGUUAACAUGUUUGUGUUAUAUAAACUGGUAGCAGAGUAAAAUCCACUGGUGUGUACUGGUUGAUUUCUUGAAGUGAAAGCUGGUUACUUCUCUCUCUUUUCUGGAACUGCCUCCACGCUGAGGUGACCAGAACAUUGUUUCAUCACAGUACCAGGGGGGAACCCAGGCCCUAUGUGCUGGUCCAGGGUCAGUCCUUAGGACCUCAAUCCUCUCCAUUCUCCUUUACAACCCUAAACCAAGACUGACUCUGGAUCAGAUCUUAUGCCUGCUCCCUAAUCCCCACCACCACAAAUGUCCCUAUAUGAGUGGCAUUGACUCAAGCUGUCAAGCUAUCAUAGUCUAUACAGCAGUAUAUCUAUGAAUGUUAGUGGCUGGAGUGGGGGAUGCAUUUGGCUGUGCUGAAACACUGUUCACGAGUCUAGUGCUUCUAAGGUGUGCUUCAGUCCUAGUGGGAGAGCACUAAGGCCAGGCUAGAUCAACACGUCUAGAUACUGUACACACCUUGGGACUGACAGGCUGACCGGCACUGGGCAGGUGUAAAUGGCACCCCUCCACACACACAGUGUUACACACAGACACACUGGCAGAAAGACUGGCAGACAGACUGGCAGGCAGACUGACAGACAGACUGAUUUACAAGCAGACAGACAGUCAGACAGACAGACUUACAGACAGACUUACAGACAGACCGACAGAGACUGGCAGACUGGCAGACAGACAGGCAGACAGACUUACAUACAGACUGCUACGUGCAGUGCCAGGUAAGUGACAGUAGUAGCCGUGCGGUCUGUGGGGACUGGCUGACUGGUGUUAGUGGUGACAGAGUGUGUUGAGCCACAGCCCCUGACGGCCCUGUAAUAAUAAUAGAAGCUUCCUCCACACUCUAAAAGCGGAAAAAAAAGCCAUCCUCCAAAGGCGCCCCAAAAUGGCUGCCGGCCCUUCCGCUUUUUUAAAGUGGGAUAUAGUGCUUUAAACCUCCCCUUCUUCCCUUUCUUCCUCCUCCUCCUCCUUCUGGCGCUUCUCCUUUGUUUCUGUGCCCAGAGUGGUUCUGCUGGUUUAUGGCUUUAUUUUAUUGUGGUUUAUUUUAAUGACGCGUGCAGCUUUGACCUCUGUUGACAAAUGCUAAAGUGCAGAGGUCAGGAAAGGUUAAAUCUUGGAGGGUUGGGCUCCUUACAUCUAUACCCUGCGUCCCAAUAUCUGUCCUUACUCCCGAAGUGUGCACUUGUUCACUCCCCCUCAUGGAUUUAAAAGAAAAAGAUUGGUAUGCCUAAAACAUAUGGUGGAAACUCUGUCUAGAGAAAAUCCAAUGGUUACACAAAUCCAAUGCUUUUCAAAUGAGCUGGGGGAAAGCACAAGCGUACACUUCGGGAGAAAGGACAUAUUGGGAAGCAGCCUUUCUCCCGCUCUCUGUAAUACUUUCCUCUUAUAAAUAUUGUGUGUAAUUGGUGUGUUUGAGGGUGUGUGUGGAUAUUGUGUUGUGUUUUAUGUACAUAUGAUGUGUAUUUAUUUUCGUACCUGUAAUGUACUGUGGGGUUUUCUUUCUUUCUUCAUCUUUACCGCUCCUUCUCUUCUCCUCUCUCUCUUUCUUGUCUCCUUUUUCUCCUUAUUUCCCACUGUUGCCAAGGGAACAGUGGAAGAGAGCAUUCUGGGACUUUUGUGCAAAGCAUUCUGGGUUACAUUUACAUUUACAUCAUUUAGCAGACGCUCUUAUCCAGAGCGACUUACAAAUUGAUUAUUAAAAUGAAUGAUUGCAUAAUUCUUUCACUUUAAUAAUGUGUAAAUAUGUUGUACUAGUAUGUAAUCAAAUCAGAUAAUACUACAUGUAGUCAUCAAACCAUGCUCCCACGAUGCACUGAGUUCAAGUUGUAUUAUUAUUAUUAUUAUUAUUAUUUAUUCUACAGUGUUUGUUUAUCAUUUUAAUAUUUUGCUUUUUAUUCUCAUCAUGUACUAUUAAUUAGAAUGUAUUAUUUGGCGAAAGACCUCAUCAAAUCCAGAAGUGGCCUCUAUCCCUAUAAGCAGACAGCAGUGCAGCAUCAGCCCAAAGGGGCCAGCUGGGUGAAUCACUCCCUAAGGACUCUUAUUGGAGCAGAGGGUCUUUGUCCUGUAAGAGCUGAUCCAGGACCAGGGUGAAUCCCCUCCCUAAUGACUCCUAGUGGAGCAGAGUGUCUUUGUCCUGUAAGAGCUGAUCCAGGAACAAAGUGUUCCCUUGGGGCUCUUACACUGAGAGCAGCUUGAGUAGCACUUACAGUCUGUCAGGCUCUACUUUUAAAACACUGGAGUAGUCCAGGGGUGCUUCCCAAAUGGCACCCUAUUCCCUAUGAAGUGCACUACCCUCUAUGUGCAAUGGUCAAAAGUAAUGCAUUAUAUAGGGAAUAGGGUGCCAUAUGUGACGAGUGGGUUCAUUUAGAAUCAGGGGUCCGUUCAAUUAAUCUCUCUCUUGUGCGCUGUUCCAGUUGAUCUCUUCUACCAUUGAUUUUCCCUCAUAGACACAAAGCACCACCGCCGUUAGGCUGCUGCUCUCUCUGUGCUGCACUCGGAAUCAUUGAUGGACGGAAGGAGAUGCCGUUCCAUAAUGGUGUUCUCUCUCUCUCUUCCCCUCUCCCUAUUUCUCUCUCUGCUUCUCACUGUCUCUCUCCCUCUUUCUCUCUUUGCCACUUUGUCCUCUCUCUCCCCCUCCCUUCCCCCCCUAUUUCUCUCCCCCCCACCCCUUUCUUUCUCUGGCGCAAUAACCCAUUCAUUUGAAUUAGCAAUCUCAUGGCACCCGUUUUGUUAUUCAAACCAGGCUGUCUUGAUAAUCAAUGGCCUUUUAGAAUGGACUUUGAUUAUUGGCAGCAGACCAGAACCCUUUGCCUGAGGUUUGCCUCAGAAACACUGGAGGUCUAUAUACCUGGGUAUGUGCUGCAGUGAUGGUAAAACUGCAGAUUAAAGACAAAGAUAAUAUUGCACUUAAAUUGCUAAUAUUGACCAUUGAACAACAGCUAAUAUAAAAAUAAAUCCAAUGCUGUACAUGACAAUACACGCUCAACCCCCCUCGAUCUAAACCAAUAUGAUGUCUUUUAGAAUCAGCAGGUGAAAAUACUGUAUGUAAAAUCAGGCAGGCAUGAUUAUGCAUUAUAUCAAUGAAUAGACUGGGACAUACUGUAUGUGACAGUGACAUAGAGUCCUGAAGAGUGGGUGUCUGUGCGUGCUUGUGUGUGUGUGUGUGCGUGCAUGUGUGUGUGUGUUAUUUAUUGUCAUAUCUCAGUCAUUGACGCCAACAUGGAAUCAUCUCUACUGUAUAUACUCUGGUUAUCCUCUGUAUAUACAGAACAUAAAUGCGUAACCUACAUCUAUGGGUUAUGUUCAUUGUAGCAGUGUCAGUACAACGAACAGUUUCCUGUUUCUUAGAUGUGAUUGCGUCCAAUAUUACCAUAAUACUAAACUAACCUUUUUCACCUCAUAGAAUAUUUAUCUUUCUCUGUCUGUCCUGUCCUCCCCUCUCUCUUUCUCUCUCUCUCUCUCUCUCUCUCUCUCUCUCUCUCUCUCUCUCUCUCCUCUCUCUCUCCUCUCUCUCUCUCUCUCUCUCUCUCUCUCUCUCUCUCUCUCUCUCUCUCUCUCUCUCUCUCUCUCUCCGUCAUGGGCCACUAUCAAGGUACAUGCAAUAUGCAUGAGGAAAAGAACAGUAGGAUUAGAUUCUUCAAUCAGGAGGAGAUUUAGUAGGUUAAUUCAUUCAUCUAUAGUUCCCCUCUCCCUCUCCCCAUUGUAAGUAAUGUGUGUUCUGCAUGUGUGUUCAUGUAUGUGUCCAUGUGACAUAGCAGAGAGCUGGCCAUCUAGGCCCAGUGUGGUUUCCUAUUAAUCAACUCAAUGUUCUUUGGGGAUAUGGUGUUUGUGUGUUAAAACGUGGUUGAGUUUGUCACGCUAUGUCUGAUACAUACAGAUUUUGUACUGUAUGUAUGGUUACUGUAUCAAUUGUGUUGUUGUCUGUCAUACAUCCAUAAAUGUGAAAAAUGUGUUGCAAAUAUUGCCUCGGGUGAUUACAAAUCUACAUGUUGCUUCGUAAUGUGACAUAACAAUAAUCAGCCAAUGCAAAUGUAUAAUACUUUGUAUAUAAUAUAUAAUACUAAAAAAGUGGGAACAUAAUAAGAAAAAUGUAUGCAAAUUAUUAAAUGAAAAUGUACUAUACUUUGGCAGUUUAAAACAAUGUACAGUAUAUGCAUGUAUUUAAGCUGCUUGUAUUUAAUGCCACAGUGAUACUACAGUGAUACCACAGUAAUACUACAGUGAUAUGGUACUACAGUGAUACCACAGUGAUACUACAGUGAUACUACACUAAUACUACAGUGAUACGAUAUUACAGUGAUACUGUACCACAGUAAUACUACAGUAAUACUACACUAAUACUACAGUGAUACUACAGUAAUACUACUAUAGUGAUACUACAUGAUAUUACACUAAUACUACAGUGACAGUUGUGCGACAGUGAUAAUACAGUACACAUUUUAUUGAACUCUAUUGCUACAAAGGUAUCUACUGCACAAUACUGGAGUAUAUAGCCUAUACAGUAUCUGACAUCAACUACCUGAGCAUGCAUAUUUAUUUACAUCCACUACCAACCAUCCAAACACUAGAUGUAAUACAAAAUGGCUGCCAUAACAAAGUAUAUAACAACUCUGAUAUUGGAAACCUUAUCUGCAUGUAGAUUUGCGCUGGGGGAAAUAUUUGCCCCCUUGUUUUCCUCCCUCACUCCCCUCUUCCUCCCCCUUCCCCUCCCUCCCCCUCUCAAACUAACUUCCAUGUUCCGUUCCAUCCCAUCCCCAGGACAUCCCCAGUCAUUGCACCUGCGUAGCGUAACUAAAGUUUGACCCGAGGUACGUACAACCGACUAGCUUCCUGCCCUCCUCCUCUGUAAUACUAUCUUCACACUAUCAAGCCGACCCGAACCACACUGCGCUGGCUCAGAUAUCUUCUUUUCACAUUGUCCUUUCCAGCAGAGUUCCAGCAACUGUAGUGGAUGUGUAUCCACUAACCAAGCCAGCACAGUACAGCUUGGUUUGGCUCGGCUCUGUUUGGCUUGGUAGUGUGAAAAGGGUAAAGGAGGAACAAGCUGGUAUGUCACGGCUUUGGCAGGGACAGUGCUGCAUUCUGCUGCAUUAAACAACCAGGCUUCGCCGUAAAGUCAUGUAGAGUGACGUGAAUGUGUUCAACCUGAUAUAUGUAAGGAUGUAAUGCAAGAAUGGAGUAGAAUGACAUCCAUUAGCUUUUACAAAUCUAAAAGUGAAUCCAAAUGGAUUUUUUUAUAGUCUGAGAUCUAAUAGCAUUAAAAUAUUUGAUAGUGAUGCACAAUGCAUGUUCCACAGCAAGAAAGCUUCGGCAAUGCAUAUUGUGUGACCUCACAACUUCUUGGCCAAACUAUAGAUCACAUACCAGCAGGCCAGUUUCAAAUCAUCUUGUUUUAUGGCGUGUGUGUGUGUGUGCGUGCGUGCGUUCGUUCGAGUGUGUGUGUGAGCAUACAGUAUGCAUUUGUGUCAAAAUUAAGCUAAGAAACAAUGUUAAGUUCUCCAGAGUGCUAAUCAAACAAUAGGAGUUCCUUAUAAAGUCAAAACAAAAAUAAUGGAGUAGAGUAUUCAAAAAUAGAUAAUAUAUUUACAGUUUAUUGGCUAAUUUAUUAUUAUUAUUAUAAUUUUGCUCUCUUUGUUGAUAUGGUUUGACAUUUUUGGCGAUAAUUUAAUGAACUAUUUUUGCUUGCACUUGUGAAAGUAUUCACCCCCCUUGGCAUUUUUCCUAUUUUGUUGCCUUACAACAUGGAAUUAAAAUUGAUUUUUUGGGGGUUUGUAUCAUUUGAUUUACACAACAUGCCUACCACUUUGAAGAUGCAAAAUAUUUUUUCUUGUGAAACAAACAAGAAAUAAGACCAAAAAAAAAGAAAACUUGAGCGUGCAUAACUAUUCACCCCCCCCCCCCCCCAAAGUCAAUACUUUGUAGAGCCACCUUUUGCAGCAAUUACAGCUGCAAGUCUCUUGGGGUAUGUCUCUAUAAGCUUGGCACAUCUAGCCACUGGGAUUUUUGCCCAUUCUUCAAGGCAAAACUGCUCCAGCUCCUUCAAGUUGGAUGAGUUCCGCUGGUGUACAGCAAUCUUUAAGUCAUACCACAGAUUCUCAAUUGGAUUGAGGUCUGGGCUUGACUAGACCAUUCCAAGACAUUUAAAUGUUUCCCCUUAAACCACUUGAGUGUUGCUUUAGCAGUAUUGUUAGGGUCAUUGUCCUGCUGGAAGGUGAAUCUCCAUCCCAGUCUCAAAUCUCUGAAAGACUAAACAGGUUUCCCUCAAGAAUUUCCCUGUAUUUAGCGCCAUCCAUCAUUCCUUCAAUUCUGACCAGUUUCCCAGUCCAUGCUGAUGAAAAACAUCCCCACAGCAUGAUACUGCCACCACCAUGCUUCACUGUGGGGAUGGUGUUCUUGGGUGAUGAGAGUUGGGUUUGCGCCAGACAUAGCGUUUUCCUUGAUGGCCAAAAAGCUGACCAGAGUACCUUCUUCCAUAUGUUUGGGGAGUCUCCCACAUGCCUUUUGGCGAACACCAACUGUGUUUGCUUAUUUUUUUCUUUAAGCAAUGGCUUUUUUCUGGCCACUCUUCCGUAAAGCCCAGCUCUGUGGAGUGUAUGGCUUAAAGUGGUCCUAUGGACAGAUACUCCAAUCUCCGCUGUGGAGCUUUGCAGCUCCUUCAGGGUUAUCUUUGGUCUCUUUGUUGCCUCUCUGAUUAAUGCCCUCCUUGCCUGGUCCUUCAGUUUUGGUGGGCGGCCCUCUCUUGGCAGGUUUGUUGUGGUGCCAUAUUCUUUCAAUUUUUAAAUAAUGGAUUUAAUGGUGCUCCGUGGGAUGUUCAAAGUUUCAGAUAUUUUUUUAUAACCCAACCCUGAUCUGUACUUCACAGCUUUGUCCCUGACCUGUUUGAAGAGCUCCUUGGUCUUCAUGGUGCCGCUUGCUUGGUGGUGCCCCUUGCUUAGUGGUGUUGCAGACUCUGGGGCCUUUCAGAACAGGUGUAUAUAUACUGAGAUCAUGUGACACUUAGAUUGCACACAGGUGUACUUUAUUUAACUAAUUAUGUGACUUCUGAAGGUAAUUGGUUGCACCAGAUCUUAUUUAGGGGAUUCAUAGCAAAGUGGGUGAAUACAUAUGCACGCACCACUUUUCCGUUAUUUAUUUUGUAGAAUUUUUUGAAGUAAUUUUUUUCAUUUCACUUCACCAAUUUGGACUAUUUUGUGUAUGUCCAUUACAUUUACAUUUAAGUGAUUUAGCAGACGCUCUUAUCCAGAGCGACUUACAAAUUGGUGCAUUCAACUUAGGAUAGAUCCAAAUAAAAAUCCAUUUAAAUUACAGGUUGUAAUGCAACAAAAUAGGAAAAACGCCAAGGGGGAUGAAUACUUUUGCAAGGCACUGUAUCUCUAUCUCUCUCUGUCUCUUUCUCUCUGUCACCCCCUAGUUGUAAGGUGCAUGUUGCAUGGCGUGUUGGUUGCUGUGAAGGAGGUGAUCUGGGUAACGUUAGAUGAACAGUACGGCAAUAGCCAUUAGCCAAUCAAAUUGUCACUACCAACCACAUAUUCGCCUAUCUAUUCAUUGUAUUUACACAUAGCCUAGUUCUAAGUCAUUAUAUAGGGCCGGGAGUUUUGUCCAGACAACCUGAUCCAACCAAGAAAAACCCAAGGCUCUAGUUCAGAGUUAAAAGCUAACAAGGGCCCAGAGUUUUUCCCAACCCUGUGACCUGACAAAGGAAAACCUCCCGGCCCUGUAUCGUGAGAUUACAAUUCCACAAAUUAAUCAUUACGCUAGGUAUGGCUGGAAUCCAUCCAAUGGUUACCAGCCGUUACCAAAGGCUACCAGUGGUUACUCAUGUUUAACACAUUGUUCUUUCCCACCUCAACCUUUCCUGACCAGGGCCUCCGUCCCGGUCCUAUCCUGGUCACAGCGAGCUGAGCUAA
Coregonus sp. 'balchen' is the source of this 36723-nucleotide messenger RNA. NCBI's taxonomy places the organism in Eukaryota, Metazoa, Chordata, Actinopteri, Salmoniformes, Salmonidae. The record is from the annotation of a GenBank genome assembly.